AUGUUUCCAACCCUCAUCAGACGAGCGGCUCAAUCCGCGAAGGAGUCUCUUCCAAAACAAGUUCCGUUCAGUCUCGCCAACAAUCCUCACAAGGCUCGAAAGGUAUGGCCACCUGACUUCAAAGACUUGACUCAUCAGCAACAACUCCGGUUUGAGAAGAAGUACAAGCGUCGCGUCACCCUCGCAAGUCGAUCACCCAGAUGGGAUAAGGGCGUCAAGUAUGCGCAGCUUGCCACAAUGGCUGCGGCGAUGGUAUGGCUUGUAUUCUUUUCUGAGUUUGAGUGGUGGGGACAAAAGUAUAAGCCAUCAGAGGAGCUACGGAAACACGCGAUCAAUCUCUUUGGCGUGCUAGACCCCGAAAAGAGAUACGAGCGCCGGAAAGAUGCGCCGGAAGUGAACCCGUCGCGAGGCUCAGAUUCGAAAUAA
Molecule: messenger RNA, 426 nt
Organism: Trichoderma gamsii
Lineage: Eukaryota; Fungi; Ascomycota; Sordariomycetes; Hypocreales; Hypocreaceae
Exons: 3
Coding region: 1-426 (141 amino acids)
Source: RefSeq, a predicted model, not a curated record